ACAUAAGAUGAAAACAGCUCAACUUCCGCCAAGUCAGACUUCGCGACAAGUCGUCAGAAGAAAUCGCCAGAGAGAGCAGACCGAUGGCUCUCGUCGUCCAGCGUCAACUACAUUAGAAACUGUUCUAUUUUUACUGCUGAUUUAUUGGAGUGGUGCUAUGUCUUCGGGAAUGACUGGACAAACACCGUGCCUUUCCAGCCGAUGGGAUAAGACAGCCCAACCUAAACAAAGUGUAGAUGUGAGGCAGCAGAGGAGUAGUGAAAAUGCAGCCCACUCUGUCUCUUUAUCAGGAGUCGUCAGCAAUGCCGGUUCAAACAGCACCGUUUCACAGCCACCACAAACGGGAGAAAAGCCAGCACCUCAGGGAGGAGUUGAAAUGGCUGCGGCCAUGGCUGCUAAAAUAAAUGCCAUGUUAAUGGCAAAAGGAAAGCUGUUGACUCCUCCACCGUUACUUGCAAAGACCCCUCCAAGUGUGUCUGUGCCAACCACUACAGAAGAAAUGGUGGUCACAGAGGUUGACAUAAACGAUGUACCGCUAACUUGCAGGGACCUUCUUACUAAAGGCAAAACGCAGGAGGAGAUCCGACAGUUUAGUGGAGCAAUCGUCUCAACGAAAGGUCAUUACAUGUCUGACGCCGAAAAGGGAAAAGCAGGACAAAGACCUUUGUAUUUGCAUGUCCAUGGAAAGAACCAUGGGCAGGUCAAUAAGGCUGUGCUGAGGAUAAAGGAGAUCAUCUCUGAAGACCUGUUGAGGGCCUCAGCAGCAUCAGGACAACAGAUGCCUGUAAUGCCUCCGCUCACACUCUACCCUCAGCCUCCUCGCCCUGUCAUUACCCCACCUGUGCCACGGAUGCCCAACACAACCUCAGUGCCAGGACAUCGGCCCGCAGCUCCUCAUUCAGGGAGUUUUGUGCACACAAAGAUUUUUGUGGGUCUGGACCAGGCGUUGCCCUCGUUCAACGUGAAUGAAAAGGUUGAGGGUCCAGGAGGUUCGUACCUGAGUCACAUCCAGGCAGAGACGGGAGCUCGAGUCUUUCUCAGGGGAAAAGGUUCUGGCUACAUCGAACAAGCAUCAAAACGAGAGUCUUUUGAGCCUCUUUAUGUCUACAUCAGCCACCCAAAUGCAGCUGGAUUGGAGUCAGCGAAGAAACUCACUGAGAGUCUGCUGGAAACUGUAAGGGAUGAAAAUGCCCGUAUGGCGUCAAUGUACACAACCACGGGCUCAACACAACCAUACGCAGCACAUGGAUUUCCACCUAAUAGCAAUUACUCUAGCCAGGGGUCCUGGUAUAACUAUCCAGCAAAUGGGUAUGCUGGCGGCUAUUCAGCGUACUCAGGAGCCAGUGGUUAUUGGAGUAAUGCAAAUGGUCCCCCAAGUCAUUCUAACAUGUCGACAAACCCUCCAUCUUCUCAGGCAAUGGUUCAGUAUCCGGUGUGUCCUAGGAAACCGCAUCCUUAUCUCUCCCAGCAUCCUGGCAGCAGUGAGACAGUGGCGCCUGAAGGAUCUUUAAGCACCCCGCCUGACCCAGGAAGUCCCAGACGUCAUUUCCAGGAGGGGUCUCGGGAAGAACAGCCUACUAGCAAAUCUCCAGAGGGGCCUGCUCAUCAAGAGUCUGCACUUCCUGCCUCCAGUGUUGGAGAAGAGAAAGUAGUCGAAAGGAUUCUGAUGCCCCCACCGCCACCCCUCUUUGUGGCUCCUGCCCCUGUUGCACGCAAAAGGCCAAGAGACACUGUGGCAGAAGAUCCAGUCAGUCUGCCUGGCAUCGCCGCCUCAAUGGCAGGUGUUCAAGAGGAGCUGUGCGAAAAGAAGUCUAAAGUGGACGAAUCGGGGCUUGUGCCCUAUGAAGGAGACUCCUCAGAUGAAGAGGAGGAGAGGACACACAGCAGUAAGACAGAUAACUCAUAACCCCUGCCCCGCCCCAUCCCCACUGUCCAGGAAACCCACAGACCCAAAGUCGACAUUCAGUAAAUUAAUAUAGUUCUCAAACCCAAACCCCAAUAAAAGGAAAAAUCCACCCUUGCAUUUUCAAACACUGUUUUAGGACUAUACCAGUGUUUUACCCCAUUUACUUGAAAUGACAAAUACAGUAUUGCUGAGCACUUACCAAGCAAGCAGACAGUUUUCCAUUCAUCUCAGUAUGGCACUUAAGGCCAAUUUAUGCCCCUGCGCUAAAUCUACGCCGUGGGUACGUACGUAGGUACCUGGAGAUACGGACCCUACGCCGUAGCCUGACGCGCACCUCUUAAAAAUGUAGCUACAUGUCACGGAGACGCAGACCACAACAAUGUCACGUUUCACCCUACUCACUUCCUGCUUCUUCAUAAACAUGAAAUCAAGGAGAGGGUUAAUUUUUCCUGCUACAGAUUCCUGACCGUGGUCAGAAAGCACAGGGGAGACACUUUGUUUCUCCCACUAUGCCUCUAGAGUUAGUACUCGCUCCAAAGCUAAUCACCAUCACUCUCUCACUCGCUCUACCACACACACACACACACACACACACUGGCCCUGCUAUUCUCCCUGCCAAAGAGGUUGACCCAGACACCAAUGCACAAGUAUAAAAGCUCUGCGUAGAGCCCCCGCAGAAGCAUAAAUCCAGCUUUAGGGACACUUGAUUUUUGGUAUGAUUUUUAUGUACUGAAAUCCAUUUUAGGACUUAAAGACAGAUGACCAAGCUUCAUACACUGUCAGGUUGACAAUCUUUAUACAGCGUUAAUGUAAAGUGCAGAUUAUUUGUAGUAAACCGGCUGAAGAUGCAAAAAACACUGGUAUGGUCUUUGAAUUAUUACCACUUUCUGAUGUUUGGUGCUUUCCUGGACUCUUAAGGAAGAAAGGUUUUAAUUGUCUUGUCCUGUUGUAGGUUUUGCUUUGUGUACUUCCGUUUCAGUUAGUGUUUUUAUUUUUCUCCCAGAAUACCUUUCUGUAACCGCUCACACAAUGGGUGUGAACCUGUUGGUUUUAGUCAAAGGUGGGCAUGUUUAAAUGUAUGCCCAACUUUAUAGCAACUGUAAAUAAUUGAUAAUCUGCCAACUAGUUUCAUUGUCAUUGUGCAUAUGUUUGUAGCCACAUGUCUUAAAAUGCAGCACAUCUUGUGGCUUCAUGCUCAUUAGGGAAGUUUGAGGUUUUGGUUUAAAAAAAAAAAAAAAAAAAAAAAAGUCCUUUUUACAGUGUCUUUCUUCCUUGUGUUAUUGCUGUCUUGAUAGAAGCCUUUUUUUUUUAUUCCAAGGGUCUCACUCUAAAACGUGCACUUACCAGUUUCUUAAAUACAGAGACAUUUUUUGUUGGCAAAAUAUAUAUCGCUAUUAAACAAAAUAUUCACAUUUUACAGUG
Sander lucioperca (pikeperch) is the source of this 3328-nucleotide messenger RNA. RefSeq names its product KH homology domain-containing protein 4-like. Lineage: Eukaryota; Metazoa; Chordata; Actinopteri; Perciformes; Percidae. The record is from RefSeq and is a predicted model, not a curated record. The transcript has 14 exons. Gene Ontology annotation, cellular component: nucleus. Gene Ontology annotation, molecular function: RNA binding. Bases 8 to 1906 code for a protein of 632 amino acids.